Psammomys obesus (fat sand rat) is the source of this 657-nucleotide messenger RNA. It is a transcript of the gene Fastkd2, whose product is annotated as FAST kinase domains 2. Gene Ontology annotation, molecular function: RNA binding. Gene Ontology annotation, biological process: regulation of mitochondrial mRNA stability; mitochondrial RNA processing. Bases 1 to 582 code for a protein of 193 amino acids. Gene Ontology annotation, cellular component: ribonucleoprotein granule; mitochondrial matrix. The transcript has 5 exons. The record is from RefSeq and is a predicted model, not a curated record. Lineage: Eukaryota; Metazoa; Chordata; Mammalia; Rodentia; Muridae.
AUGGGACAGUGGGUUUUAAUAUUUGGAGGGGAUGCAAGAUACAAAGGUGACACAGAGAAGAAUAUUCAUAAACUUCAUGUUUUGAAUACUUGUCUGAAACUUGAUGAAAGUUCUUAUAACAAAGGUAUUCCUGUACCGUUGCCACAGCUGCCACCAUCACUGUCAUAUCCAAACGAGAAGGUUGCAGAGGUGCUCAGUAGCCUUCUUGAAGGUGAAGGGUGCUUCUCAAAAAAUGUUCAGUUGCCACAUAAUUAUCACAUUGAUUUUGAAAUCAGAAUGGAUACUAACAGAACCCAAGUAUUUUCAUUUUCUGAUGGAGAUUCAACUUCUACCACAAACAUGCAGAGAGUAGCUGUGCUGUGUGUUCCUAAGUCUGUUUACUGUUUGAAUUCACAACACCCCAGAGGAUUGUUUGCUAUGAAAAUUCGACAUUUGAAUGUAAUGGGUUUCCAUGUGAUCUUGAUCAAUAACUGGGAGCUGAGAAAACUAAAGAUGGAGGAUGCGGUCACCUUCAUGAAGACGAAGAUCUAUUCAAAUGAUGCACUUCCCGCUAGUGGUGCGGCUGUGCAGAGCAUGGAUUAAGGCAGACUUAUUGACGCACACACAGUUGGAAAGAUGACUUUAAUAAAGGCUGUGAUCCAGUCAUCAGUGAAAUAA